Molecule: messenger RNA, 642 nt
Organism: Anopheles darlingi
Lineage: Eukaryota; Metazoa; Arthropoda; Insecta; Diptera; Culicidae
Product: small integral membrane protein 13
Exons: 2
Coding region: 349-642 (97 amino acids)
Source: RefSeq, a predicted model, not a curated record
AUUUUCUGCGAUCAAAAUCGCUCGGCAAAUUACGAAAAAGGUGCCCUUUCUUAGUACCAGGGUAAAAUUGAAGAACAGACGGUCCCGUAUCUGCUAGUAGUAUAUCUUAUCGUAGAAAUCGUCUUGAAUAAUCUUUCUUGUAAAAUAAAAAAAACCCAACCCAAGAAGGCGGUGUUUUGACGUUUCGCGGUUGUCAUCCAGCCCCCCGUCGCCAACUCGAUCCUUGCUGCUUCCACAUCGCGUACAAGAUUGCCGUGUUUUGUUAAAGAGCCUCGUUGAUUUCACGUUAGAACUUAAAUUAGCCCAAAAAGUUAUCACAGCCGCUCAACUUGCAGCUAUGCGAUCAUCAUGAACGUGCAGGAUGGUAUUAAUGCUGCCUUUUCGGUGCUGGUUUCGGUGUUUAUCGUGAUAGUGUUGGUUUGUUUAGGCUGGUACCUGGUUUGGAAACUGUUUCUCUCCCGCUUCAAGCUGGUCCGUGAGCUGCUUGGAAUCGCGCAAUCGAACGAACACACUCCGGUCCACAGCAGCAGCAGCAGCGGGUUGGUGGGCAAAGAGUAUUCAGCGCACGCUGCUGGAGGUACAGUUAAUAGUGCGCUAGCUGCCGAGGGCAAGACGCGGGUCCGACGAGUACGACGUGAUUAG